Messenger RNA from Penicillium chermesinum, 561 nucleotides. RefSeq lists its product as uncharacterized. The transcript has 3 exons. Gene Ontology annotation, biological process: mycotoxin biosynthetic process. NCBI's taxonomy places the organism in Eukaryota, Fungi, Ascomycota, Eurotiomycetes, Eurotiales, Aspergillaceae. The record is from RefSeq and is a predicted model, not a curated record. Bases 1 to 561 code for a protein of 186 amino acids.
AUGGCUGUUGCGUUAAUAUUGGGUUGGUUCGGCGGCCGAGAAUUCUCAUCGUCAUCGCAAGAUGGCCUCCUCCGGUCCGAAGAGGCAUGGAAUGCAUUGAUGCCGAUUGGCCGAGGCUUCGUUCAUCACCCUCAUCUCGCGCCAUUUAUCUCCGGGAUUGCCGUCUUUCAUCAACUCCAUUGCUUGGUUCGUAUUCUUCUGAUCGAUUACCCAUCUCAAGAAAGCAUCGUGACGGUUAAUAUCAUUCAUGGAACGCAGCAUGCAAUCGUGGUUUCAUAUUAUCACGCUGUUGAAGACGCCGAAAUUGCUGAAGGGAAAACGCCUCCUGAUAGCUAUCUCAACCGCACGGGCACCCGUAUGGCGCCAUCACACAUCCGGCAUUGCUUUGAUUACCUGCGACAGACCAUUAUAUGCGCCGCAGACACCAACAUGGAGGCCCUGGACUUCAAUACGCACACUACAAGUGGCUGGAACCAGCCGAAACAAUGCCGUGACUACGCAAGUGUGUUCGCGUGGGCGGAAAAAUGGGCUAAUUCGACUGACACUGGGAUAUUAACGUGA